This is a messenger RNA of Blepharisma stoltei, 3839 nucleotides long. Lineage: Eukaryota; Ciliophora; Heterotrichea; Heterotrichida; Blepharismidae. The record is from the annotation of a GenBank genome assembly.
AUGGAAAAUCAAGAAAGGCAAUACUUUGCAAGACCACAACCCCAAAACUAUAUCCAGCAAGGAUCUGAUGGGCGAUUACAAUACGCAUCCUUAGGGCCUCUACCAAGUGCUCCUCCUCCUAUACAGUCUCAACCUAUUCAGGCUCCUCAAGUUCUUGCUCCAAUCCCUAACCCAAAAUUCCACAAAGUCAAGAAGCUAAGGGACAAAUGGGCAAAGUGGGUAAGAAUAACCUCAUUCCUAAUGCUAGGCAUAGCUGUCUUUGACAUCAGUUUGACUUUAUUCAAAUUUGUAACUCCUAGUGACGAUCUAAAUGGAGCUCAUCACCAAUUUCAGCCAACUACUUCUAUUCUCAUUUUCAAAGCUAUUGUUGACUUCUCGCUUAUGGGGACUUCAAUAUUUGGCUUGAGAGCUGGCAAAAAAAGAGACUCUUUGUCUGCUAAAAAGUACUUAAAGGCUGUUACGAUUUUAGCCAUAUUUUUAAUUGUUGCUACAUUAUUAUAUAGCUUUUGCUUCUUAGGAAAUGUAAGCAGAAGAAAUGAAGAAAACUAUGCAGAUGAGGACAAAGAAGGACCAGAAGGCAAGAAGCCUUAUGAUAGUCAUGAGUCUUCAAGAGAGUCAGAAAAUAGAGAGCCAAGAGAUAAAGAAGGCCAUAGAGGCUAUCAAGGUAAAAACCCUAAUGAAGACUAUGAAACUAAGAUUCAGGAGAGUCAAAACUUAUACCCAAAAGACAAUAAAGAUAACAGACCAACUCCACCUGAAAGGGAACAAGACAAUAAAUCAGGCCAAAGAAAUGAUAAUGCACCAAACCACAAUAAUCCUCCUAAUGCAGAACAAGAUGAAGAAGAAGAUUUCCCACGUCCUCCAGAAGAUGGUGAAGAAAAUGACUCUCACCCCCCACAUGAUGAACAAGAAGAAGACUCUAACCCGCCUCCACCUCAUCAUGGCAAUAGACAUGGACAUAAAGGCAAAGGCUCUAGGCAUCCUCCUCCACCUCCUGAAGACAAUGAAGAGGAAGAAGAAUUUAAUCCUCCAGAAGAACAUGAAGAGGAAGAAGAAUUUGACCCAGCUGAAGAUAGAGAAACACCUGAGGGAGAGGCUGAGUCACAAUCACACCAUAGAGAAAAGAAGUCUGGACAUAGAGGAGAAAAGUCUCGUCCACCAAUGCAUGAUGAGCAAGAAGAUGAAGAUGAAGAUUUCCCGCCUCCACCUCCACCUCAUCAUGGAAAUAGACAUAGAGGAAAAGGCUCCAGGCAUCCUCCUCCACCUCCAGAGGAUGAAGAUGAAGAUUUCCCACAUCCACAUCCAGAGGAUGAAGAUGAAGAUUUCCCACAUCCACCUCCAGAAGAUGAAGAGGAAGAAGAUUUCCCACCUCCACCACCAGAAGAUGAAGAAGAGAAGGAGGAAGAAGAAAAGCUUAAUAAUUCAUCUUCAGAAGCUAAUAGACCACAAGAAAAUGAAAUAGAAUCAGAAGAAAAUGGUGAAUUUCCCCAACCACCUCACCACAAAGGUAAAAAAUCAGGAUGCAAAGGCAAAAAAUCCCAUAAGCCAUUAGAGGAAGACCAAGAAGGACGCUCAAGGAGACAUCAUCAACAGCCUCCACGUGAAGAUGAAAGAGAAGGUAGCUUUGAAGAAGAAAGAGAUCAAGCCCCUCAAGAAGAAAGAGAUAGAGACUUUGAUGAAAAAAGAAAUGGAAGACGUCAAAGAGGCCACAGAGACCAUCCUGAUGAAGAAAGAGAAAGAGAUGGAAAAUUUGAAGGAAAAAGAAAUAGAAGACAUCAAAGGAACCAUCAUCCUGAUGAAGAAAGAGAAGAGGAUGGUGAAUUUGAAAGAGAAGAAAACAGAAGAGAUCAAAGAGGUCACAGAGAUCAUUAUGAAGAAAGGGAAAAUGAAUUUGAAGGAGAAAGAAAUGAAAGAGAUCAAAGAGGUCAUAGAGAUCACCCUGAGGAAGAGGAUCGCGAAUUCGAUGAAAAAGAAAAUGGAAGAAGCCAUAGAGAUCGUCCUGAGGAAGAAGGUGAAAGAGGUCACGAAUUCGAAGGAGAAGAAAAUGGAAGGGGCCAAAGAGGUCAUAGAGAUCGUCUUGAGGAAGAAGGUGAAAGAGGUCAUGAAUUCGAAGGAGAAGAAAAUGAAAGACUUCAAAGAGAUCACAGAGAUCGUCCUGAAGAAGAAGGAGAUCGUGAAUUUGAAGGAGAAAGAAACAGAAGAGGUCAAAGAGACCACCGAGAUCGCCCUGAAGAUGAAAGAGAAAAUGAAUUUGAAGGAGAAAGAAGCGAAAGAGGUCAAAGAGGCCACCGAGAUCGCCCUGAGGAUGAAAGAGAAAAUAUUUUUGGUGGAGAAAGAAGGGAAAGAGGUCGUGAAGAUGAAAAUGAAAGAGAUCGUGAUUUCGAUGGAGAAAGAGAUGAAAGACAAGGAAAUAGAGGAAGAAAUCAUCCUAAUAAAGGCCUUAAACUUAUUAUAGGUGUGGUGGCUUGCCUGUUGGCUACGCAAUCACCAGGGAUCUCCUAGUAGAUUCAGUCUCUUUGGGACAUCGCCAGAGAGGCUGCAUGCUAAAAUGACGCGUAUUUUUGAUAGUGUCACAUUUCCUAGGGAAAAUUUGUUCUAAGCGGACGCUGCCAUGAUCAGCUAUAGAAAUUGCCCGAGGAUGGCGCUAUAUUGCGCCAUCCUCGGGCAAUUGGAGACACGGCUCCACACGGGAAUUUGUGUUCCACGUGGGAAAAUGUGGAUUCCACACGUGGAAAAAUGUGGAUUCCACACGUGGAAAAAAUGGCUCCACACAUGGAAUACGGCUCCCGUGUGGAGCCAAUUUUCGCUUGCCCUAGGAUGGCGCCAUAUAGCGCCAUCCUAGGGCAAAUCCUAUAUAUUAAGGUUCGGUGGUUCCGUAUACUCCUUGCCUUUUCGGCUCCAGUGGUGAGUGGUAAAGCUAGGACUUCUGUGACUUUGCUGGGCUAGACGAAGCUGCCUAUACAAAAAUCCCAAAAAAUGGUAAAAAGGAAAAAUUCAAAACCUGAGGCGUAAUUCUUAGUUCACUUUAGAAAGUUUCGAUUGGUCUAGACAUUGCCUGUAGAUGAUGCUGGGAUUCCAUUUCCAAACUCUGAACCCAUCUUUUCCCUUGAGAUAAAAUCCAAUUCUGAAAGUAGUCUAAGUUUGGCUGUAUGCAUUGCCAGAGCUGCUUACUUAGCAUAGCUACCCAUUUCUGGGUUGGAAAAAACUUGCCGAUUUAAAUAAAUAUGUGCUCGAGGCUGCAUUGCCGGGAUGCAAUACCCAAACCAAGACACAUUAUUUAAUUAUAUCAUAAUAAAGGCCAAUAUCCUGAAGACGAAGUAGAAGAAAAUGAAAGAUCUCACACAAAUAGAGACCAAAAUGACAGAAGAGGUAGCCAUAAUGAAGAAAGAAAUCACCCUAACAGAGGAGAAGGAGAAGAAAGAAAUGAUAGGGAUGGUAGCCACUACAGAGAAAGCAACGGAAGCUUACAAGGCAAACACAAUGGAAACCAUAACGGUGGCCAAGACUCUUCAGAGAGACCUGAAAAUGCUGAGCAUAAUAAAAAUGGAGAUCAUGAAAAACAAAAAAGGGAUAGACAUGAAGAAAGUGGUGAAGGAGAUGAAGACGGUGAAAUAGACGAAAGAGAAUUCAAAUCCCACAUGAUUCCAGGCCUUGCCAUGACAACUCUCUGCAUUUUCGCAGUUUUUGCGUUUUGCAUUAUAUGUGCGAAAAAGCUCUACAAGAAUGCCAAGAAAUUCGAAGGCCUAUCUCCCCAAAUUCAGCCUUACAAUGCGAUGCCAAUGGGUUCAGGACAAUUUGCUUCCUAUGCACCUGUCGGCUCAGCAGUCCACCAAAACUAA